This is a messenger RNA of Brachypodium distachyon (stiff brome), 1357 nucleotides long. Its product is annotated as upstream activation factor subunit spp27. NCBI's taxonomy places the organism in Eukaryota, Viridiplantae, Streptophyta, Magnoliopsida, Poales, Poaceae. Gene Ontology annotation, cellular component: nucleus. The transcript has 6 exons. The record is from RefSeq and is a predicted model, not a curated record. Bases 154 to 1158 code for a protein of 334 amino acids.
AAACCGCAUUUCAGCCCAAGCAAAACCAAACCAAAGGGAAGCACUAGCAGCGAGCCGAGCGAGCCCCUGCCUGCGAGUGCCUGCCUCCACCCGUGUGCCACGGCCACGCUCCCCCAGAGCCAGAGGCGAGAGAACCAAACCGACCAGGCGGCGAUGGUGUCGGACUCGGAGCUGGUGGAGCGGCUGCGGGAGGUGCUGAAGGACUCGGACCUCACCACAACCACCACCGGCGCCCUGCGCCGCCGCCUCGAGGAGGACUUCGGCGUCGACCUCUCCGACAAGAAGGCCUUCGUUCGGGAACAGGUCGACAUCUUGCUCUCCGAGUUCUCCGACAAGGCCGAGCAGGAGGACGUCGCUGCGCCCGAGGAGGAGGAACCGGAGGAGCGGGUGCCGGAGCCUGAGGGAGGAGAGGGUAGUGGCGUGGACGGGGAAGAGGAGGAAGAGCCGGAGGAGGUGGAGGAGGAAGAGGAUGAGGAUGAAGAAGAUGGGGAUAGUAGCGGCGGCCACAAGAGGAAGCGGAGGUUGGAUAAAGGUAAUAGUGACGGCAAGAGAAAGGGUGGUGGCUUUACUAAAUUAUGCAGCAUUUCCCCGACACUUCAAGAGUUUGUCGGUGCAUCUGAGUUAGCCAGGACAGAGGUUGUCAAGAAGCUUUGGGCAUAUAUCCGAGAAAAUAAUUUGCAAGACCCAAGCAAUAAGAGGAAGAUUCUUUGUGACGAGACCUUGAAGAAGCUCUUUAAGGUCAAUUCAAUAGAUAUGUUCCAAAUGAAUAAAGCUUUGACCAAGCAUAUCUGGCCAUUGAAUUCUGAGGGUCCUGCCUCCCCUAAGAAAUCAACACCCAAAGAGAAGCCUCAAAAGCGAGAGAAAAAUGAAGGAAAGAAGCAAAAGGUUGGAUCUUCUAGGCCUGGAACUGGUCUUAAUGCGCCUCUCCAACUUUCCGACGAUUUAGCGAAUUUCAUCGGCACUGGUGAGAGUAUGUUGUCACGAUCUGAUGUCGUGAAAAUAAUGUGGGAUUAUAUAAAAGAGAAUAACUUGCAGGAUCCUUCUGACCGGAGAAAAAUAAUCUGCGACGAGAAGCUGAAGAAUCUAUUCCAAGUUGACUCAUUCACAGGAUUCACGGUUUCAAAGCUGCUUAGUCCCCAUUUUACAAAGACAAAAUAGGGACCUGGAUCAUCCAGAUCUGCUGGACCCAAAAGGAUGGGUGAUUUUGUGUUUUUGCAGAAUGUGUAACCAUGGAACAUUUAGGAUCUAUAUAGAAAUGUGGAAUUUUAACUUGUCUGAAUUCUGGGUGGCACUGUUCUCCCAUUAUCAAUACUAGUAGGGUUUUCAAUGCCAAGCGAAUUCCGCAUCUGCGGGCUAA